Paramecium tetraurelia is the source of this 706-nucleotide messenger RNA. RefSeq lists its product as uncharacterized. The transcript has 5 exons. NCBI's taxonomy places the organism in Eukaryota, Ciliophora, Oligohymenophorea, Peniculida, Parameciidae. The record is from RefSeq and is a predicted model, not a curated record.
AUGGAUUAACCUUAGAAGGAAGCUCUCUAGUGGGAUCAAAUUUAAGAUGAGGAAUCCCAGCCCCAAUAGCCUGAGUAAAAACAUUACACAAGCAACAAGCCGAAACCCAAAAUGCAAUCCAGAGGGGAGAUUGAGAGAUUAAUUGAUGAAUGUCCUGAUGAGGAAAUCCUACUCAACAUUGUGAAAUGCCAUUUCGAUGCAACCCUUGAGGAAGUGAAACUAGCAUUUCCAAAUUUCGAAUUCCUCAAAGUUGAAAAUUACAAUCCAGGCAGUUUUAGUUUGCUCUUCAAGAAUAAGGAAUAGGCCAAAGAAUUCCUGUUCACAACCAAGGAAACUAAAAUUAAAGACAGAGGCUUCUGGAUCAAAUUCCCCCCUAGGUUUUAGAAGUCCUCCUAGAAAUUACCUGAUAAUCUCAAUAAGCAAAAUCCCUUGCCCCAAACAGGCACCAAAUUUGUAGAUGCCCCAUAGAAGAAUAGGGAUCAAUAUAACAGAAAAGAGCAUGAUGGAAAGCAAUUCAAUAGAAGUGAUGGAUAGAAGAAUUACAAAAAGAAAGACGACGAGGAUGAUGGUUGGGAAACAGUUAUGCCUCACAGAAUGCCAAAACCAUACAAGCCAUACAGAAAGCCAUAAUAAUAGUAAUAAUAAUAGCAGGGUGUUAAGAAAAAUUGAGAAAAUAUAUAUCUUUUAACAAGUAAAUUUAUUAAAA